CAAUCAUAUGCAUAUAAUGCUAUCUCCCUUCAAGAUCCAAACACUGGAAUAUGGGUAGUCCGAUGGACUUCGGGGUUAUCAAAAAUGAUAAUACAUAGAGGCUGCCCACAGCCCAGAUAUAUAUACCCUCUCACGGUAUAAUAUCUACCCAUAUGAAAUCUCAAUCCAAAACAAUAAUAACGACUUGCCUAUACUCAAAAUGUCCCUUGUCUGGCUCAUAACCGGAACAUCGUCUGGCUUUGGCCACGAAUUCGUCACUCAAGCCCUCGACCGUGGCGACAAGGUCAUCGCGACAGCACGCAAUAUCUCCAAGAUAUCGAACCUGAAGCAGCUCGGUGCUGAAAUCAUGGAACUCGAUGUCACAUCCCCACAGGCAGAACUAAAUACCAAAGCCGCCGAGGCUGUAUCGUUCUUUGGAAGGAUAGAUGUGCUUGUUAAUAACGCAGCAUAUACCCAGUUUGGGUUUUUGGAAGAUAUGAGUGAGGACGACUACGUGAAGCAGUUUACGACCAAUGUCUUUGGAACCAUCAACACGACUCGAGCAUUCUUGCCUCAUUUCCGCUCUCGCAGGGCCGGGACUGUGGUUAAUAUUGGUUCUAUGUCUGCGUGGGAGACAUAUCCUGGUGUCGGGGCGUAUUCAGCUUCCAAGGCCGCUCUUCGCUACGCCACAGAUGCACUCGGUCAGGAGGUCGCAUCACUCGGUGUAAAGACCCUCCUUGUUGAGCCUGGCCAGUUCCGCACGGAGCUUUUGAGUUCUCGGAAUAGCAUGUUCGUUGAGACGGACAUUGCUGAGUACAAGGAAGUGGCUAGUGCCACGUUUGACGCAUUUCGCAAGGUGCACGGGAACCAGAGAGGAGAUCCAGCCAAGGGGGUAGCUCGCAUUAUAGAAGUUGUUCGAGGGGAGAAUGAAGCCGCUGGGAGAGUCUGGCCAAAGGACCUGGCUCUCGGACCAGAUGCAGUUGCAGUGAUUCGCAGGAAGUGUGAGGAGACGUUGAGGUCUCUGGCUGAAUGGGAGGAUCUUUCUACUGGGACAGACUUUGUCUGAAUAGGUCAUUAGUGGAGGAUUUGGUAUUCUCUUACAUACUGCUACAGCCGCUUUCAAUAAAGCUGUAGUAUAGCUUCAACAUUCAUUUUUCUUUAUUUAACACAAGGCCAAAGUCUGUCCUUUCUUG
Aspergillus versicolor CBS 583.65 is the source of this 1172-nucleotide messenger RNA. Its product is annotated as SDR family oxidoreductase. The record is from RefSeq and is a predicted model, not a curated record. Lineage: Eukaryota; Fungi; Ascomycota; Eurotiomycetes; Eurotiales; Aspergillaceae. The transcript has 3 exons. The coding region runs from base 200 to 1045 and encodes 281 amino acids.